Helianthus annuus (common sunflower) is the source of this 3588-nucleotide messenger RNA. RefSeq names its product ubiquitin-activating enzyme E1 1. Bases 175 to 3420 code for a protein of 1081 amino acids. Gene Ontology annotation, biological process: protein sumoylation. Gene Ontology annotation, cellular component: cytoplasm; SUMO activating enzyme complex. Gene Ontology annotation, molecular function: SUMO activating enzyme activity. The transcript is spliced from 7 exons. The record is from RefSeq and is a predicted model, not a curated record. Lineage: Eukaryota; Viridiplantae; Streptophyta; Magnoliopsida; Asterales; Asteraceae.
AGUUUUGUUUGUUCACGGCCCAUUACAGGGUUAUAUACCCAAAGUGGUAGCUCUUCCCCUAAAAUAUGAACCCCCACACCACGCCAUUGUCACUGUCACCACAAUUCUUCAAACCCUAGAAUCCAGCCUCCAUAGCUUUCUUCUCAAAGAUCUCAUCGUUCACCGUCGGACUUUAUGCUUCCUGGAAAGAGAUCAGCUGGAGGAGAGGAAGUAGUAGUAGAUGAAUCUUUGAUCAAGAGAACUAAGAUUGACAACUUGAUUUCAUCAGCCGCUGCCGCCAGCACAAGCACAGGGACGUCUUUGACAGUUGCAACCAUGGGAGGAGGAAACAACCCGAACGGAACCACCAACGGUAAAAUGCCCAUUGGUGGUGGUGGAUCAAACCAAUCGGAUAUUGAUGAGGAUCUCCAUAGCCGACAGCUUGCAGUUUAUGGUCGGGAAACUAUGAGGCGCUUAUUUGCGUCCAACAUUCUAGUUUCUGGGAUGCAGGGACUUGGUGCUGAAAUCGCAAAGAAUCUUAUUCUUGCUGGUGUGAAGUCUGUGACAUUGCAUGAUGAGGGAGUUGUCGAGUUGUGGGAUUUAUCUAGCAAUUUUAUUUUCACGGAGGACGAUCUGGGAAAGAACAGAGCUCUUGCUUCUCUCAACAAAAUGCAAGAACUGAACAAUUCUGUUGUUAUCUCUACAUUAACAACAGAACUAACUACUGAGCAGCUGUCUGAGUUCCAGGCUGUAGUGUUCACGGAUAUUCCUUCGGCAAAAGCAAUUGAAUUCGACAAUUUUUGCCAUAAACACGAGCCUCCAAUUGCUUUCAUAAAAUCAGAAGUACGCGGUCUUUUUGGUAGUGUGUUUUGUGACUUUGGCCCUAAAUUCACCGUCUCAGAUGUAGAUGGGGAGGACCCACACACAGGCAUCAUUGCAUCUAUAAGCAAUGACAAUCCUCCACUUGUCACAUGUGUGGAUGAUGAACGCCUCGAGUUUCAAGACGGAGAUCUAGUCGUGUUUUCCGAAAUCCACGGGAUGACAGAACUUAACGAUGGAAAACCAAGAAAGGUUAUAAACGCAAAACCAUUUUCUUUCAGUAUCGAAGAAGAUACUACAAAAUAUGGUGCGUAUACAAAGGGUGGAAUUGUAACUCAAUUGAAGCAACCAAAGGUAUUGAAAUUUAAGCCAUUGGAAGAGGCAAUUAAAGAUCCUGGUGAAUUUCUUCUUAGUGAUUUCUCUAAAUUUGAUCGCCCUCCACUCUUACAUCUUCUGUUUCAAGCGUUGGAUAAGUUUGUAUCCGAGUUGGGACGAUAUCCUGUUGCUGGUUCUGAAGAAGAUGCUCAGAAGUUGCUGUCUUUGGCUAACAAUAUGAACAAUGAACUUAAAGAUGGAAAGAUUGACCAGAUUGAUGAGAAAAUUGUUAGAAGCUUUGCGUUUGGUGCAAGGGCUGUUUUGAACCCCAUGGCUGCGAUGUUUGGUGGUAUUGUUGGACAGGAAGUUGUUAAGGCUUGUUCUGGAAAGUUCCAUCCGCUAUUUCAGUUUUUCUAUUUUGACUCUCUAGAGUCCCUUCCUGUAGAGCCUUUGGACCCCAAUGACUUAAAGCCCUUGAAUAGCCGUUAUGAUGCUCAGAUUUCUGUCUUUGGGGCCAAACUUCAGAAACAACUAGAGGAAGCAAAGGUUUUCGUUGUGGGAUCGGGUGCGCUAGGCUGCGAGUUUUUGAAAAAUUUGGCAUUAAUGGGCGUUUCUUGUGGUAAUGGAGGAAAGCUAACAAUUACCGAUGAUGAUGUUAUUGAAAAAAGCAACCUCAGCAGGCAGUUUCUUUUUAGAGAUUGGAACAUUGGUCAAGCUAAGUCAACGGUUGCUGCAACUGCCGCCACCUUGAUAAACCCUAAGUUUCAUAUUGAAGCACUUCAAAACCGUGCCAGCCCAGAUACUGAAAAUGUGUUUGACGACACUUUCUGGGAGAAUCUUAGUGUCGUUGUCAACGCUCUUGAUAAUGUGAAUGCAAGGCUUUAUAUUGACCAGAGGUGUUUGUAUUUUCAAAAGCCGCUUUUAGAGUCAGGAACUUUAGGUGCCAAGUGUAAUACACAGAUGGUCAUCCCUCAUUUGACUGAGAACUAUGGUGCUUCCCGAGACCCACCUGAGAAACAAGCGCCUAUGUGUACUGUGCAUUCAUUCCCACACAACAUUGACCACUGUUUGACCUGGGCUAGGUCAGAAUUUGAAGGAUUGCUUGAGAAGACACCAGCUGAAGCCAAUGCGUAUCUGUCUAAUCCAAGUGAAUACACUUCUGCAAUGGAAAAAGCUGGCGAUGCACAAGCGAGGGAUAAUUUGGAACGUGUGCUUGAAUGCCUCGAGAGGGAGCGGUGUGAAUCAUUUGAAGACUGCAUAACCUGGGCCCGCUUAAAGUUUGAAGAUUACUUUGCUAACCGUGUGAAACAGCUGACCUUUACUUUCCCUGAAGAUUCUGUAAACAGCAGCGGGACCCCUUUUUGGUCUGCCCCAAAACGUUUCCCGCGGCCCUUGGAGUUUUCCGUUGAAGACCAAAGCCAUCUUAACUUUGUUAUUGCAGCAUCUAUACUAAGAGCAGAAACUUAUGGCAUUCCAAUCCCAGAGUGGGUCAAAUCUUCUACAAGGUGCGCAGAUGCUAUUAGCCGAGUGAUGGUUCCUGAUUUUGAGCCCAAGAAGAAUGUCAAGAUUGUUACAGAUGAAAAAGCCACUAGUUUGUCUACUGCAUCUAUUGAUGACUCUGUUGUUAUCAAUGAACUGGUCAACAACUUAAAAUUGUGCCACCAGAACCUGCCGCCUGGUUUCCGGAUGAACCCGAUUCAGUUUGAAAAGGAUGAUGACACCAAUUAUCAUAUGGAUCUGAUUGCGGGACUUGCGAACAUGAGAGCUAGGAAUUACAGCAUCCCAGAAGUCGAUAAGCUCAAGGCCAAGUUCAUUGCUGGCAGGAUUAUUCCUGCUAUAGCAACCGCUACUGCCAUGGCCACCGGUUUUGUCUGCCUGGAGCUAUACAAGGUCCUAAGCGGUGGUCACAAAGUGGAGGACUACAGAAACACAUUUGCCAACCUGGCACUCCCUCUAUUCUCAAUGGCUGAACCGGUCCCACCAAAAGUGAUCAAACACCAGGACCUGAGCUGGACCGUUUGGGACCGUUGGAUCAUUAGAGAUGACCCAACUUUAAGAGAGCUUCUUCAGUGGCUAAAAAACAAAGGUCUGAAUGCUUACAGCAUAUCUUAUGGAAGUUGUUUGCUUUACAACAGCAUGUUCCCCAGGCAUAAAGAUAGAAUGGACAAAAAGAUGGUGGACUUGGCAAAAGAAGUGGCUAAAGCUGAGCUGCCAGCGUACAGACGCCACAUCGAUGUGGUGGUUGCUUGCGAGGAUGAAGAUGAUAAUGAUGUCGAUAUUCCUCAGGUCUCGGUAUACUUCAGGUAGAUCAUCUCGUUAUCUUUUACUACUUAGUCAUGAGAGUACUUGAAUUUGAUACAUUUUAGGGUUUGAACCCUACUAAACCAAGAUGUUCUGUACAAGAUUGUGUUGAAAAACGUGGUUUAACAUCAUGCAUUUAAUUUUGCUUUUAAGGUUGGGUUCAUAUUUUGCUAA